Molecule: messenger RNA, 735 nt
Organism: Oncorhynchus gorbuscha (pink salmon)
Lineage: Eukaryota; Metazoa; Chordata; Actinopteri; Salmoniformes; Salmonidae
Product: calpain-2 catalytic subunit-like
Exons: 3
Coding region: 64-567 (167 amino acids)
Biological process (GO): proteolysis
Cellular component (GO): cytoplasm
Molecular function (GO): calcium-dependent cysteine-type endopeptidase activity
Source: RefSeq, a predicted model, not a curated record
AAGAAUUUGACUAUUCCACCAGCCCAACUGUUUUCCUCUUCACUGUCAACGCAGACUUCCACAAUGGCUGGUGUGGCAUCUACGUUGGCCAAGAAGAGGGCAUUGGCCGCUGGGUUUGGCACUAAUGCCAACGCGUCAAAGUACCUAAACCAAGACUUCCAAUCUCUCAGGAGCGAGUGUCUGAGAAAAGGUUCGAUAUUUACCGAUUGCACUUUUCCGGCUGCACCCGAGUCGCUCGGAUUCAAAGAGCUUGGCCCGAAUACUUCCAAAACCAGAGGUGUGCAAUGGAAGCGACCCGGGGAACUGGUGUCCAACCCAGAAUUCAUCGUUGGUGGAGCCACGAGAACCGACAUCUGCCAAGGAGGUCUGGGUGACUGCUGGCUCCUGGCAGCCAUCGCCUCUCUGACCCUGAAUGAAGAUGUGAUGGCCCGGGUCGUUCCUGAAGGACAAGGAUUUGGACGUGGAGAGUACGCUGGGAUCUUUCACUUCCAGGUAGAGAUAAGCUCAAAUUCUAGAGUUAUACAGGCUGGAUCACAAAAUGCCAGCCUAUACAUUACUUUUUAUUAGGCUCUGGCACAAAGUACACUAUAAAUCAGUCCUAUUCAAACUUUUUCAGCAAAGGGGGUCAAAUUUCUUUCCACCAGAAUUACUGGUAUUUUCCCCAUGACCUUCUCUCGACCCCUGACCCCAAAUGUAAUUAACAUUUACGUCACGUUUAGCAGACGCUCGUAUCCA